CAGCAGACGGAGAAAGAGCUCUGUUCCAAAAUUUGCUAAACAAAGAAUCCCUUUUUCUUAGCUCAAUGACGAAGCAGCACGCUAAUUGGUCUCCUUACGAUAACAAUGGAGGAACCUGUGUGGCCAUCGCUGGAUCCGAUUACUGCGUCAUCGCCGCCGAUACUCGGAUGUCUACCGGUUACAGUAUUCUAAGCCGCGAUUACUCGAAGAUCCAUAAACUAGCAGACAAGGCUGUGCUCUCCUCGUCUGGAUUUCAAGCUGAUGUGAAAGCACUUCAGAAAGUUCUCAAGUCAAGGCACUUGGUUUAUCAGCAUCAGCAUAAUAAGCAGAUGAGUUGUCCUGCAAUGGCUCAGCUUCUCUCCAACACGCUUUACUUCAAGCGGUUUUUUCCUUACUAUGCCUUUAACGUUCUCGGUGGGCUUGAUGAGGAAGGAAAAGGCUGUGUCUUUACCUAUGACGCAGUGGGAUCAUAUGAGAAGGUUGGAUACAGUGCUCAAGGUUCUGGUUCUACCCUCAUUAUGCCCUUCCUUGACAAUCAGCUCAAGAGUCCCAGCCCGCUCUUGCUUCCUGCCCAGGAUGCUAUCACACCCCUUUCUGAACCUGAAGCAGUUGACUUGGUUAAGACUGUUUUUGCGUCCGCCACUGAGAGGGAUAUCUACACUGGAGACAAGCUUGAGAUCAUGAUUCUCAAGGCGGAUGGCAUCAGGACCGAAGUCAUGGAAUUGAGGAAAGAUUAAGCGAGUGUUGGCAACACACCUUUCUAUUGUUCUUAUUCGCAUCUCAACACUAGGCUCCCUCUGUUACCUUGAACUGUGUUUGAAGUUUUCUUGUGUUGUUAACAGAUUCUCCUUCUCUUAUUUAUGACAAAACGUUCUUUUGGAAGA
Brassica oleracea var. oleracea is the source of this 884-nucleotide messenger RNA. RefSeq names its product proteasome subunit beta type-1. The transcript is spliced from 7 exons. Gene Ontology annotation, cellular component: proteasome core complex. The record is from RefSeq and is a predicted model, not a curated record. NCBI's taxonomy places the organism in Eukaryota, Viridiplantae, Streptophyta, Magnoliopsida, Brassicales, Brassicaceae. The coding region runs from base 66 to 737 and encodes 223 amino acids.